Closterium sp. NIES-65 is the source of this 384-nucleotide messenger RNA. NCBI's taxonomy places the organism in Eukaryota, Viridiplantae, Streptophyta, Zygnematophyceae, Desmidiales, Closteriaceae. The record is from the annotation of a GenBank genome assembly.
AUGGUCGGCGGUUCGGGCGGUUCGAGCGACCAGCGGAAGAUCAGAAGCUUAGAUCCGUCUGACGAUGAAAGCGACAUUCACGAAAGCCGUCACGAGCUCCAUCGCAACAGCCACGAGAGCCGCUCCGAGAUAUGGCGGAAUCACGAGAGGACGAUCGACGUGGGAGGCGGGGAAGUGGCGGACGUGCGGCGAGCGCCGGAAGAGGACGCGGCGGGCGUGUUUGCGGGGGAGCAGGGGAGCGCGGGAGGCGGAAGGUGGGGGGAAGCAGGCGGGGAUGCAGCGCGGCGGUCAGCGCUGCUGGAGCAGAUGCUGUCCGCCAAUCCGCGCCUCUCCGCCUUCGCGCAGGGCUCCGACCCAGCUCCUGAACCCCCCCCGGAACCGUCC